Peromyscus maniculatus bairdii (prairie deer mouse) is the source of this 3598-nucleotide messenger RNA. RefSeq names its product 1-acylglycerol-3-phosphate O-acyltransferase 5 (gene Agpat5). Gene Ontology annotation, cellular component: endomembrane system; endoplasmic reticulum; mitochondrion. Lineage: Eukaryota; Metazoa; Chordata; Mammalia; Rodentia; Cricetidae. Gene Ontology annotation, molecular function: acyltransferase activity. Gene Ontology annotation, biological process: phosphatidylinositol acyl-chain remodeling. The record is from RefSeq and is a predicted model, not a curated record.
CGGCGAGCCGAGAGGAUGCUGCUGUCCCUGGUGCUCCACACGUACUCUAUGCGCUACCUGCUCCCGAGCAUCUUGAUGCUGGGCUCGGCGCCCACCUACCUGCUGGCCUGGACGCUGUGGCGGGUGCUGUCGGCGCUGCUGCCCGCCCGCCUGUACCAGCGCGUGGACGACCGGCUUUACUGCGUCUACCAGAACAUGGUGCUCUUCUUCUUCGAGAACUACACCGGGGUCCAGAUAUUGCUAUAUGGAGAUUUGCCAAAAAAUAAAGAAAAUGUAAUAUAUUUAGCAAAUCAUCAAAGCACAGUUGACUGGAUUAUUGCGGACAUGCUGGCUGCCCGGCAGGAUGCCCUUGGACAUGUGCGCUAUGUGCUGAAAGACGGGUUAAAAUGGCUUCCAUUGUAUGGGUUUUACUUUGCUCAGCAUGGAGGAAUUUAUGUAAAACGAAGUGCCAAAUUUAAUGAAAAAGAAAUGAGAAACAAGCUUCAGAGCUACGUGGACGCAGGAACACCAAUGUAUCUUGUGAUUUUUCCAGAGGGAACAAGGUAUAACAGAACACAGACAAAACUCCUUUCAGCCAGUCAGGCAUUUGCUGCUCAACGAGGCCUUCCAGUAUUAAAGCACGUGCUGACACCAAGAAUAAAGGCAACUCACGUUGCUUUUGAUUCUAUGAAGAAUCAUUUAGAUGCAAUUUACGAUGUCACAGUGGUUUACGAAGGGACUGAGAAAGGGUCAGGAAAAUACUCGAACUCACCGUCCAUGACUGAGUUUCUCUGCAAACAGUGUCCCAAACUUCAUAUUCACUUUGAUCGUAUAGACAAAAAUGAAGUUCCAGAGGAACAAGAACACAUGAAAAAAUGGCUUCAUGAGCGUUUUGAGAUAAAAGAUAAGUUGCUCGUAGAAUUCUAUGAUUCACCAGAUCCAGAAAGAAGAAACAAAUUUCCUGGGAAAAGUGUUCAUUCCAGACUAAGUGUCAAGAAGACUCUACCGUCAGUGUUGGUCUUGGGUAGUCUGACUGCUGUCAUGCUCAUGACGGAGUCUGGAAGGAAACUGUAUGUGGGCACCUGGUUGUAUGGAACCCUCCUUGGCUGCCUAUGGUUUGUUAUUAAAACAUAAGCAAGGAGCGGGCUCCAGUCAUGUCUCUUACUGAUGGCUACACAUUACGUCACAUUGUUUCCUGAAUUAAAUAAGAAGUUUUUUAAAAGCCUUGUUGAUUGAACACUGGAUAAAAUAGAAUUAGUGACCACAGCCAACAUGCGUUGAUUUGGGGCAAACACACGUGGCUUUUCAGGUGCUGGGAUUGCUGGAAACAUGAAAGUUAAGUGGAGUUUAUGCUAUUUUUCAUGUUCUUCAUGAACUGAUAUCCACUUGUGAAGAUUAUUUGGAUUAUAUAAUUUGAUGUUUGUAAUUCAGAUGGCUGUAUUUUAACAUUACUUUGUAGCAUAUUUCACUAUAUUGGUUAUCUUCCAUUUUGAUUACUUGGCAGCUCAAACUCUUUAUCACUAAAGUAUUUUAUAUUUUGAAGCUAUGUGAUGCUGGGUUUUCGUUAAAUUUUGCAAGUCAAUGAAAGAUACUGUAAUUAUGUGUUGAGAUGUUCAAAGAAAAAGGUGAGAAAUAUUCAUGGCAGAAAAGAUCUGUCUAUUGUAUAUUUUUAUUAUAUUGCUCUAUUUAGCUACUUUUCUUUAUAUUUACAAAAUAACAAACAUUUCUAAUAUUUAUUAAAAUUGCUUAAGUUGCAUAUCCCCCAUUCUACAGAGAAUAAUGUGUAAAGUGUCAGAAUAGAGUUGAAGCUCUGUUAUAACUGUCUCAUUUGGCAGAGCUUUAAAUAGCCCAGUGUCUGAGCUGCUGAGGUAGCACCUCCCAGCAUCUGUGCUGUGAGUGCUUAUAAACUGAGGGUCCCUGUUACGUUCAUAUCAGACUGGACAUCCACAGAGCUCUAGGUGGUGGAGGUUGGCCAGCAUCCUGACUCUGUCCUAGCACGUGCCUUCUGCCUGUCUCCCUCUGCUUUGGCACUGCAUUUGGUCUGAGCGUGUGCACUCUGGUCGCUUGCUGCUUGUUAGCCCCUGCCCUCUGGCUUGGUGUCCUUCAGUGGUGCUGUUCAUUGUCUGGGUGCAGGCAGUGCUGCCCGGCUCAGAGGGCAUUUCCCUGGCUCCUGUGGGUAAGCCUCCUUGGCUGCUGCAGAAGCGGUUUGCAUUUGUUUAUGUCAAGAAAUGUCAGGAUUGGGUAAACGUCAUUUCUCUUUAGUUUUCAUGGACCCACACUGUUGAUACAUAUCACCUGUGAACAAGAGCUACCUUCCAGGACCAAAUCACACUGUUCUCGGUCGUAUAACAGUGUCUCCUAUGGAAGGAGGCUUACUAAAAUUUGAUUUGCUGUAUUUUUAUGUUGUGAUUUAAGCAUGAUUGCCUACUAGUCCUUUAAGGUAACAUUUCUGCAUACGUCAUACAGAUUUUUGUCACAAAAUUAUUAUACCAAUGAUCGAGUUGAAAUACACCAUUUUAAUCACAAUAAAUUUUUUUUAAUUGAGGGAAAAUUUGCCUCUUAUAUUGUUUUCCUAAAACCAGAAAAUAGGCCUUUUUAAAUGUCUUUGAAGUGUCAUGUGCUGUCACUUGGUUUCUGUGUUUGUGUAUUCAUAUAUGGAUAUGUAUAUUCACAUAAAUAUGUAUAUCCAUAUAUGAAUAUGCAUAUCCAUAUACAAGUAUGUAUAUUCACAUAUGGAUAUACAUGUUCACAUGUGGAUAUGUAUAUUCAUAUGCAGUACACAUACAUCCACAGAAUAUAGUGGCCUAAAAACAAAAAAAAACUUGUUCAUCAUGUUACUGUGCCGAAUUGUAAUCAUCUUUUACUUAAAAAAAAUGAAGUGGAGAUCAAUCUUACAUCUUAGCUAAAUAUAUUUUCUUAGUGGUCCUAUUAGAGCUUAUUUUGACCAGAUCAAAAUCAGUACAAGUUAUGAGACUUGAGACAUGGCUGAGGGCUGGAGAAGCAGCUCAGCAGUUGAGAGCAAUUACCAUUCUUGCAGAGGGUUCAGUUCCCAGCGCCUGCAUGGAGGCUCACAAAAACCUAUAAUUCCAGCUCAGUUGGGAUCAGACAUAUUCUCUGGCCUCUGUGAAGAGCCACAUGCACAUGCAUACAUACAUACAUACACAUAAAUUAAAACAGAUCUUUAAAUAUUAUGUGUGUGCUGUGCAUUUGAAUUUUAGAAGACAGCACCAUUAGAAUUACAUGGGUGUAACUGGUUCUUUUUAAACAGAGCAAAGCGGUCUGCAUAUGAACUUUUGAACAUUAGCACUGUACUUACUCUUCUCAAGAGCAGUCAAUGUGGUAAUUGGAAAUAAAUUGUAUCAAAAUGUUUGAAAAAUUAGAAACAUCUCUUCAACAUGUUAAUUUUGACUUGACAUAACUAUUUUCUGAAAAUUAACAGCCUACCUGUGAAUCCUUUCAUAUAAUAUAAUUUAAGAUUUUAUUUAUAUUACUGUUGAAUUGCAGCUGAGGGGCUACAAUAGCUUUUCGUUAUAAGAGUGCCAUCAGUGUGCAUGCUUUUAUGUUUUUCAGAAAGGGUAUUUGGAUGAAAGUAAGAAAAUAAAAUCUCUCAUUACUCUCA